AUGAAGAUCCCCUACAGCCAAGUCCAUGUCAACAGCGACAUCAUCUUUGCCGGACGCUCAGGUCAGAUCCAGACCUUCAAUCUCAAGGAUGGAUCUCUGAUCUUUACAUGGAAGCAUCCCGACGUGGGCAAAGUAGCGGAAGCCGUCAGCAAGAAUGCCCAGGCAGCUGAGAAAGAGGAGAAGCCUGACGCUGUUGCGGCGGCGGCGGCGGCGGAUAUUGCUCCCAAGGAGCAAGAGCAGGAGCAAGGGCAGGAACAGGAGCAGGAAGAAGAUGGGCCCCCAGCCAAGCGCCAGAAGAUGGCAGGUGACAAGGUACCCGCAGAUGAGACGGCCUCAGCUUCAGCAGAAGCAGCAGCCCUCAAGAACGGAAAGAAGGACGACGGCGAAAAGGCCUCGAAGAAGAACCACAAGUUCAAGAAGGCGGUCCGUCCGCCGUUCCGGGUGCCCGAGCGGCCCAUUGUGACGCACCUGACCACUACCUCGGACGGCAAGUAUCUCGUCGCCGUGACGGGCCACGACAAGGUCAUCUGGGUCCUCGAGCACGACGGACAGGGCCGCCUGACGCAGCUGAGCCAGCGCGCCAUGCCCAAGCGGCCCAGCGCUGUGGUCGUCGCACCGGGCGCCAACGGCGACGACGACACGCAGAUCCUGUGCGCCGACAAAUUCGGCGAUGUCUACUCUCUUCCGCUAGUGCCCGCGGCUGGGGCCCCCGGCGCGGCCGUGACACGCCCGGCCGCCAGACCCCUCCGGCAGCCCGCGGCCAACGCGCUGACGGUGCACUCUAAGAGGAACCUCGAAGCCCUGCGCGACCAGCAGAAGCAGCUGGAGCUCGACCGAGCACGCCUCCUCGAGGCCAAGGACAAGGAGGCCGAGGGGAGCAGCGGCAGCAGCGGCGGUGCCGACGGGAAGCGGCCCACUCCUACCUUUGAGAUGACACUGCAGCUCGGCCACGUGUCGAUGCUGACGGACCUGGUCGUGGCGCAGGAUGACAAGGGCCGCCGGUACAUUGUCACGUCGGACCGCGACGAGCACAUCCGCGUCUCGCGGUUCAUGCCCCAGGCCCACGUCAUCGAGGGUUUCUGCCUAGGCCACACCGAUUUCAUCGGUGCUAUGGCCGUAGCCGGCCCAUCCAGGCCGGACGUCCUCGUCUCUGGCGGGGGCGACGACCACCUCAUCGCCUGGGACUGGCGUCAGGCCAAGCCCCUGGCCAGGGCCAACGCACUCGCACUCGCCCGGACCGUCGACCCUGCCACGCCGCACGUGGCCAUCUCGAAGAUAUACACCUUUGUCUAUCCCGGUGAGGCAGGCAAGCAGCUCACAUAUGUGGCUGUCGUUUCUGAGGGAGUCAAGGCCAUUCUCACCUGGCAGCUAGCCUCUGACAACACCUUCAUCAACCCUGGAGCCAUCCAGCUCCCCGGAACGCCCCUCUCCCUGGCCGUCGUCGCCCCCAGCACAGAAGAGGGAGCUCCAUCCAGGAUGAUUGUGGCCAUGGAACCAGAUGUCGCCACCCCGACCGCUAAGAGCCUCUGCUUGUUCACCCUAACUACGAGCGAGGGGAGGCUAGCAGUCGACCAGAUCUCCGACGAGAUUGGCGACUACGCCAUCGCCGGCGAUGGCGAAAGCCACCUCGAGGCCUCUGAGGAAGAGGUGCAUGGUCUUCUGUACGGUAUCGGUGGUCUAAGGAAGCAGAAGAUCCUCGAGGCUGAGGGCGAGAUAGAAGCGGAGGCAGAAGUACCAGAGGGCGGCGAGUCCGAGGUACUAGACGAUGAUGUCGUGGAACAAUAG
Molecule: messenger RNA, 1785 nt
Organism: Geosmithia morbida
Lineage: Eukaryota; Fungi; Ascomycota; Sordariomycetes; Hypocreales; Bionectriaceae
Product: tRNA (guanine-N(7)-)-methyltransferase subunit TRM82
Exons: 2
Coding region: 1-1785 (594 amino acids)
Biological process (GO): RNA (guanine-N7)-methylation
Cellular component (GO): cytosol; nucleus; tRNA methyltransferase complex
Molecular function (GO): protein binding; tRNA (guanine(46)-N7)-methyltransferase activity
Source: RefSeq, a predicted model, not a curated record